AUGUGCACAGCCAAACACAGUUCUGCGGGUAACCAGGCCAUCGAUCAGUUCCUCCUCGGUUCCAGGGAGGCACCAGAAGGUGGCAUUGUUUACCGUCCAGACGGUGAAGGCAACCAACGACCACCUAAUAGACGCAAGGCUACGCACAUACAGAUUGACUGUCAGCUGGAUGAACGGAAACAAGUGAAAUAUGGACUCAACUUGCUAGAGAAAUGGAGACCAAAAAUUGACAAAUAUGUACAUGAAAUUGUGUAA
Molecule: messenger RNA, 255 nt
Organism: Protopolystoma xenopodis
Lineage: Eukaryota; Metazoa; Platyhelminthes; Monogenea; Polystomatidea; Polystomatidae
Source: the annotation of a GenBank genome assembly